AUGAGAGGUUUAAAAUUUAUUUUUGCACAACCUCAUUCUCGUUCUCAAUAAUUUUAGUAUCAAAAGACUUAAUAGUAUUGUUUUAUACGUCAGUUAACUUAAUGCGUCUUUUGGAUUAAAAAUAGAAUAUAAAUGCAAAAAAUCUUUUUCUUUAUGAAGCAUAAUUAUUUAAUGAUAAAAAUCAAACUAAUCAUUGUAUUCUUGACAAUAUUAUGUUUUGUUCAAGGUGCUGAUUUAUAAUGUGAAUGUAAAAAUCUAAAAUCAGAGAGUGAUUGUUUAAAAUUUCCUCUGCAAUCUUGCGAAUGGAAAGAUAAUAAUUGUAAAGUGAGUAUUGAAAUCUAAACUAAACCAGUUAUAGAGAGCAAACCAUUCUGUUCUUAAUAUAAAUACUAAGGAGACUGUUAGAAAGCCUUUAUUUGCAAUAACUGUUAAAACAAGUAAAUUGAAUGUGCUGGUUGUUAAAAGUAAUAUCCAUGUGUUUGGGAGGAUGGUUAAUGCUUAUUCUUCACUGGAUGUACAGCAUAUGUAAAACAAUCACAUUUAGAAUGUAAUGAAAUAUCCAAAUAAUGUACAACUGAUUUAAAAUAAUGUGUGGAAAUUGGAGAGUGUUCAGAGUACAACACCUAAUAAGCUUGUAAGUAAAAGAACAUUCGUGGAUAGUCAUGCACAUGGGAUGGAUAAUUAAAUAAUUGUAAAGACAUUUACAAUUGCUCUGAGAUUCCAAAAGAUUCUGCUGCUUCUCAUGAGGGAUGUAACAGUUAAUUGAGUAAUUGUACAGUAAAAUAUGAUAUGGCAUAUUAUGAUGAUAGGGAAUGUACUGAUUUGUAAGCAGAGUGUGGUGCCUAUUCUUUUGAAGGUUAAUGCGUAAUAACAUCAAAUAAUAGUUAUUGUGAAUGGAGAGAUGGGUAAUGUAAUGAAAGAUCCUGUGAAGAUGCUCCUUAUAAUUAUGAUUCAAAAGAUAAAUGCUAAUCAUUUAUGCCUAAUUGUACUAUAAGAGACGGUGGUGGAUGUUAAAAGAUUGUAGAAUGUAAAGAUUUGAACAAUAGUAAUGAUUGUACAAGUCUCAAAGAUUAUUAAGGAAGAUUCUGUUUUUGGAUAAGUUAAUACAAUCAAUGUGUUAUUCAUGAAUGUGAAUCUGCUCCUCUUGAUUAUCAAACAGAUAAAUAAUGCUAAUCGUUUAAAGAUGAAUGCAUCAGUAAAGAUGGAAUGGGAUGUUAAGUAAAUAAAGGUUGUAGUGCCAUUAAAAAAAAAUUAGAUUGUCAAACAAAUAAGAGUGCUGAAGGUAAAGAAUGUUUAUGGGAUGAAACUUGCAUGGAAAAAACUUGUGAAAAUGCAUCAAUAUAAUUAACAACUCAUGAAUAAUGUGAAAAAUUCUUAUUUCAUUGUACUACUGAUAAUGGAGUAGGUUGUUAGGAAAAGUCAUGUAAAAAUGCUCCUGACACUAUGAAAACUAAUGAAGAUUGUGAGAAAUAUCUACCUAAUAAUAAAUGUAUUACUAGAAGUGGUGGAGGUUGCAUAAAGAAUGAUUCAUGUUCAAAAGUAAGCAUAGACAUAGCUUGUGUAAAAGAUGUUAAUGGAGCUGAUUGUUAUUGGUAUGAUGUAACUGAUGAAUGUAUCACAAAAUAAUGUAAUAAGGCACCAUCUAAAUUUAAUACUUAAACAUUAUGUGAAUAAUUUUGGAACAAAUGUUAAGUUAAUUCAUCUGGAACUGGAUGUGAAGAUAAAAUUUGUGAAAACUUUAAAGAUGAAGGUAAAUGUAAAGGGCAAUAAGAUUUUUAUGGCUAAUCUUGUUCUUGGAGAAAUAAAUGUGUUUCAAGAACAUGCGAAAUAGCAUCUUAAGAAUUUUUAACACAUGAUGACUGUAAUAAAUAUUUAAAUACUUGCACCUUAUCAUUAACUGGUAAAGGUUGUAUGAGUCUUCCAUUAAAAUGUGAAAUAAUUAAAUUAGAAGAAGGUUGUAGAUUGAGAACUUCAAUUGGUUUAAAUAAAUAAAUAACUACGAUAGAAUGUGCAUGGAAGAAUGGAAUAUGUUAAGAUAAAACUUGUGAAACUGCACCUGUUACUACAGGCUCAAAUAUUGCAUGUUAAGUUUAUAAAGAUGGAUGUUUUGUAAACAAUUAUAGAAAAGGAUGUUGGAAAUUACCAGAGUGUAGUUAAAGAGCUCUUUAAGAAAUUUGUGAUUAUGAUGCUACCAAGAAUUUUGAUUGUGUAUGGGAUUAAGCCAAUUCUAAGUGUUAAAUAAGAACUUGUCUUUCAACUACUUUAGAACCUUAGAAAUAUAACAGUGUUCAAAGUUGUGUAGAAUAUUAACUAAAUGCAAAUAACUGUUCUAAGCCUGAUGGUAGAGGAUGUUGCACUUUAAAUGAUACAGGAAAUGGAUGUAUGAAAAAACCUGAUUCUUGUUCUUAACUCAAGACCUAGGCUAACUGUGGUGAAAAUGCUCUCUUUACAGAUGAUAACAAUAAUAAUGAUUGUUUUUGGUAAGGAGACAAAUGUUUACCAAGUGAUUGUGGAAAUUUAAAAUUAGAAAUUUAUAGCUUAGAAUAUAAUCACACAAACUGUUAUUUAAAAUCAUUUUAAAAGUGUACUGUGGAUGCAGAAAAAAGUAAAUGCAUUAAACUAGAAACUAGUUGUUCAAAAUAUAAGCCAUUAGAUCAUUGUAAAAUAGACAAUUAUGGCAAUGAAUGUGUAAUUAGACUUAAUAAUAUAUCAGGUUUGUACACUUGUGAUUAAGAAAAAUGUGAUGAUGUUUAUGGUUCUAAAUAUAAUUCUUUUGCUGCUUGUUAAAGCUAUAAUGAAACUUGUACAGUUAUUUCAAGAGUUGAUGCUAAAGGUUGUGUAGAUAAACAAUAAUAUUGCUUUAAUUACAAGUCUUCUAAAUAAUGUUUUAAGAAUUUAUUAGGCAAAAGUUGUGUAUGGAGCAAUAAUAGAUGUUGGGAUUAUGAUAAAGUUUCAUGUGUCGAUCUAAAAUUAGAAAACCCUUCAACUUCAGCUUGUGAAAAUGUAGUUACCUAUUGUAAAGCAAAUUCAAAUAAUACGGGAUGUGCUAUGAAAACAUGUUCUGAUUAUACAACAGUAACAAAAUUAACAGGAGGUUCUUAAGUUUCUAAAUUAUCUGAUUGCUAAAAUAUUAUAUCAGAAAAUGUUAGAUGUUCAAUUAAUAAAGCUUUAAAUGCAUGUGUUAAAGAAUAGGACCGUUGCAGUUCUUAUUCAAUUGUUGAAUGCUAUAAUGCUAGACUUGAUGGUCUAUGUGCUAAUAAUGGAACAUCUUGUUAUAGUAAAUAUACUCCUUGUAAUACCUGGUCAAGCGAAAAUGACGAUGGUUGUAAAUCGUAUAGAGCAUUCUGUAAAUAUCCCGAUGGUUAAACUGGUAGUUAAGGAUGUACUAAUAGAACUUGUGAAGAAAAGAUUGGCGUUAAUUUGACAGAUGAAAUGUGUUAAGAUUUUGAUUAAACCUGCAUUGCAACAAAAGAUAAAUCAAAGUGUAUUUUAAUUUAGAGCUCAUGUGGUACAUAUAAAGAAUCAAAUUUAUGUAUUAAAUCAGCACUUAGCAAUUGUAUUUGGUAGACAGAUGGAUCUAGCUAAUGUAUUGGUGUCAACAGCUCUUAAGAAGCUGAAUAGAAUUGUCAAUAUAAAUUAGGGACAUCUUACGAAGAAUGUUAAUAAUUCAGUAAGCAUUGCAGCAUAAAUAGAGCUAAAACUAAUUGUGUUGCCUAAAAAUAAUGUGGAGGUUAUACAAUUGAAAACUGUUAUAGAAGUGCUAGUGAAUAUUGUGUCUAAUCUAAAUUUGAGGAUAAUGAUGCUUUAUGCUAAUCACCGCUUUAAGUUAGUGCAUGCAAUAAAAUCUAUUUGGGGCAAUCAUUAACAACAUAUACUUCAGAACUAUGUAGUUAAGUUAAGUAAACAUGUACGAAUUAAGGAACUACUGGAUGCACUGAUAAAACAUGUGACAAUGCAUUAAAUAAUAGUUCUCAUUUAGAAUGUGUAAAAUGGAAGAGUUCUUGCACUCUAAACAAAGCAAAAACCUAAUGUGUUGAAAUGAAGAGUAAAUGUCUUGAAUAGGAUGUCAGUUCUUGUUUAUGGACUACUAUAGAUGGAGAAUGUAUAGUUAAUCCAAAUACCAAUCUUUGUGUUAAGAAAACGUGUUACUCAGACAAAGAUUCAAUCAAUGAUGCUCAAUGUGAAAGUUAUAUGCCAACUUGUACAAUUGCUUAUGAGGGUGGUUGCACGCCAAGAACUGUUUGUGAGAAUUACACAUCAGAAUUAUAAUGUGUUGUUGAUAAUUAAAGUAGACUUUGUUUUUGGAACCCAUCACAGUAAAAAUGUGUUUUGUUCUCUUGUGAUUCGAUUGAAAAAACAGAAAAAUAUGAUACUCAUUAAGAAUGUUAUGAUCUAAAUAACAUUCAAGAUCCCAAGAAAUAAAAUAAGUUUUAAAGAUGCACAGUUAGUAUUUCACCUGAUCCUAUAGAUAAAACUAAAUUAAUCAAAUCUGGAUGUAUGAACUUUAAGGAAUGUACAUAAUACAAAUAUGAAGAACAGUGUGUAUAAGAUUCAACUGGUUCUUAUUGUAAUUGGAACACAGACAAUCCUGAGAAUAAAUUUUGUGAGAUGAGGACUUGUUUAUCAGCUCCAAAUUCUAUAAUAACUCAUGAAGCAUGUUCUGAAUAUCAAUUGAAUGUUAAUACAAAAUAUUAAGAUAAAUGCACAGUAGCUGUUGUUGAAGUAUCAUCAGGUAUUCUAUAAGCUUAAGGAUGUAGAUAUAGAGCAAGUUGUGAAGAAUAUAAAAUAGAAGAUUAAUGUAGAUAUAGUUCAACUGGAUUAGAUUGUAAAUGGGAUCAAAUUGAUUAAUUAUGUUACACUAAAUUAUGUAGUAAAGCACCCAUUACAUUUACAACUCAUAAACGCUGUAACGAUUUCUUAAGUGAUUGUACUAUUAAUUCAAGCUCUGCUGGAUGUAUAGAUUUAACACCAAAAUGUGAAGAUUAUCAAUUAAAAGAAUAAUGUACUAAAAGUUUUUAUGGAACUUUAUGUUAUUGGAAUGGAUUGUAAUGUGUAACAAGAUUAUGCAGCAACAUUCCAGAAGAUUUUGAUGGAGAAUGCUCAAAUUAUCUAAAUACUUGUGAAAGCAGUGAAAACUAAAGAUGUGUUACAGCUGAUUGUGAAUAGUAUUUAUUAGCAACUGAUGCUACAUGUAAGGCUGCUGGAUUAGGAGGUAAAUGUACAACAGAUGGAUUUAGAUGUAUUUUAAGAAGAUCUUGUGAAGAAGCAAGAACUGAAGAUGCCUGUAGAGUUAGUGAUAAAAAUGAACAAUGCAUUUGGAAUCCAGCCACUGCUACAAGUGAUGGAUAUUGUGAAAUAAGUGUUGUGAAAAAGCAUCUUCAGUUGAUUAUAUUAGUGAAAAACAAUGUUAAUCAUUUAAUAGUAAAUGUACUGUAAAAAAAAAUGGUGGUUGCAAAUUGAUUUAAGAUUGUAAGAAUUUUGAAACUAAAGAAA
Messenger RNA from Paramecium sonneborni, 5493 nucleotides. NCBI's taxonomy places the organism in Eukaryota, Ciliophora, Oligohymenophorea, Peniculida, Parameciidae. The record is from the annotation of a GenBank genome assembly.